This is a messenger RNA of Eimeria maxima, 2307 nucleotides long. RefSeq lists its product as hypothetical. NCBI's taxonomy places the organism in Eukaryota, Apicomplexa, Conoidasida, Eucoccidiorida, Eimeriidae. The record is from RefSeq and is a predicted model, not a curated record. Bases 1 to 2307 code for a protein of 768 amino acids. The transcript has 4 exons.
AUGAAGCAUGUUAGGACAAUUUGUAGCUGCCAGCAAAUGAUAUCGGAUGACCUGUUAUUGGGUGCAUGGUAUUGGCCAGACGAAUCAAUGGCACGAGAACCUGAGCCCUUCAACCGUGCGGCACUCAAGACUGGUCAGCAGCGCUUGAAGGACGCUAAAAAGAAAUACCAAGCAGAACUGCUGAAACAGAUGCAAGAACGGGCAGCAGAGCGCGAGUUGGAGAAGUCUAGGAGAAAGCAAGAAGAUGAGCAGGAGAGAAUUCGUCUAAGCAGGGAAAUAGAACAAGAGAGGCUUGCAAAGGAAGAAGAAGACGCAUGUCAAUUGAUCAGAUCGAAGCACCUAGCUGAGGCGAACGUCGCCGCAGCUCGACUGCCGAAACAGCAGCAACCACACCAGACCCCAAGUACACCUUUUGAUGCUGAUGCCUUUAGCAGGCAGGCGCCAACAGGAAGCAACCGGAUUAUGCGCAGUCGAGAAGGUAUUGACCAGAGACCUCGGGAAAACACCAUUAGUGCUCCUUCCGAAACAAUAUUACAAAAAGACCCAGAAAAUGAACGAAGAGGGCAUGAUAUUCCCUGUGACAGAUUUGUUCAGCAAAUGCCUGUUGGUGGGGCUGAAGCUGAACGCUGCCUGUUACUGGGUCUUGAGGCCCUUCAAGCUGAGGUGAGGAUGCAAACGGAGGAAAUGCGCUAUCUAAAGAAUCAGCAGCGGCGUGUGCUUCAGCACAUCCAUCAAGGCACCGCAUUUCGCAGCACGUGCUGCGAGCGCCGUUGCUGCCCCGCAGAUGCAGGGGAUUCUUGUGUUUGGUACCCCGCAGCACACCCCCGCAGUACGGCUGUGAAUACUAAGAUAACAACUGAGCAGAACGCACUUCGAGAUCAAUACGCUUUCGCCACUACGGUCCUUAAAAACGCGGGAAUUCCUGACCCGGAAGGCGUGAUGCGACGACUUGCUGAAAGUGGAGCUAUACCAAUAAGCUGCGGCCCUGAAUGCCCUGGAGUGGUGCCCGUUAACCGCCCCUCGUGCCAGUAUAACACUGCAGCACCAGGAAGGCCGGAUCAGCUAGAAGAAGGGCAUUCUACGCGGGACGGGCAACUGUGUGGGGUUCCACACUGCAGUUCUGUUAGUAUGUCGCUCUCACGUGGCUUGAGCAACACUAGCUGCUGUUCAAUCCACACAGGUACACAUGAUGCUCUGCCACGAGCGAAGGAUGAAUACCCAAACAUCAAAAGAGAAGGCACUCAAACUGAAGAUCCGGAAGACCGCCCGCUACCGACUCUAGUGAAGCGUCUACAACAGCCAGUUCAGACGCAACAGCAACCCGUUUCGCACCUUGGUGCUGGCGUGGUCCACCAGCAGCGAGAGCAACUCCAUCCACAGCCCACAAACAAUGUGAAGCGCCCAGACGCCCUAGCGGAGAAGGAAACAGAUACGGAUGCAGACGUCGAUGCUCAAGCCAAACGGGAACCUGCAGGCGAGCGAUCGUGCAGAGAGGCAGCGAGAACAAAACUGAAUACCUCUGCUGAUAUGCCGGUUGAUCGGAGAUGGCGCUUUAACGAAUUGUGGGCAUGCUUGUCUCACGGCUUCCCCCCGCCCCCUGCCCUUGGCCACUUUAUUCGUGUAUCUGAUAAGGAUGGUGAAGAUGCACUAUCAGAAAGUAACAGCUGGUGCACCAGCGAAUGCGAAUCCGAACUUCCUUGCCAGACUAUUCUUCUCCAGCAAACACCAGACUGCACGACUCCACCCGUCGGAAAACGACUACAACAAUGCAUGGCAAGGCAGUUGGAAACGUUCUCAAAGGAUGGAUGGCUCCCAAGCAGCCAAAUGGAGACGCUAGAAGAGUCAACUGCGCAGACAUAUAUGCCUGAGGAGCAAGGCCAUGUCAGCAGGCCAGCACAAGCGCUGUAUGACGGAUUUGUUUCAGUGGUAGGCGGCGGGAUGGCAAAUGAGGCAAUUAGUGUGGCAAGUGAAACAGCUAGACUAACAUCGAGCAGAAAAACAGAAGUCAGUUUAUUCGAAAAGUCCAAUGGUCCCCAGGAAAGGCAGCCACUGGAAUCCUCGGCUGCAGUGGAUAUUAGUGGAAGCACUGGCAUAAUUCGGGAAGACCAACUGUGUUCGACUAGCGACCAGCAAAUAUACAGGGCAUUAAGCGUCGAUGCUGCCCCCUUAAAACUACAGCAGCUUCGGCAGUGGGAUUCCCAGAUUCGUCACAGGAGAGAUUCAAAUCGAGACUAUCAUGGGAAGCUGACACGGCACUCCCUAUGGAUGAAGGAUUCCCAGCCAAAUCACACGUCAGGAGAGAAGUGA